This is a messenger RNA of Oppiella nova, 296 nucleotides long. The record is from the annotation of a GenBank genome assembly. Lineage: Eukaryota; Metazoa; Arthropoda; Arachnida; Sarcoptiformes; Oppiidae.
UAUAUCAUCUAAUUAUAACAAAACAAAUGGCCGGUUAUGAAAGGGAACGGACUGUGGAUUUGAGUGAUUUAGAGAGGGAUGAGUUAUCGUGUAGUAUAUGUCAGGACCUACUGAACCGACCGGUGGUGGCCCAGUGUUGCCUUCAGAUGUUCUGUAAGGACUGCAUUCAUAAUUGGCUCGACUCUAGCAAUACCUGUCCUUACGAUCGAAAACCACUAUCGGUUAGAGAGUUAUGUCGUCCACCCAGAUUGCGAUCAAAUGAAAUGUUCAAAGUCUCGGAAACAAACAAUUUGUGA